GCAGUUACAGGCAAGAUUGAGCAGCAUGUUUCUGUUCAAUUUUGUCAUCUGUGCCGGCCUUGUGCUGUCCCUCCCUCAGCACACCCAUCAGUCAUGCACUGACGGGAAACCCAUGCAGUGUCAAAAUGCAGAGUACGCUCCGGGUGCCAAUUUGGCCGGGGAAGGCUUCGACAUCACCAAACUGGAGCGUAAGGGUGCCUUUGUGAUCGACAUGAAUCAGUGGAAACGCAGAGACAAAACUUGCACCCUGUGUACCAAUCCCUACAUGGAGAACAAAUGGCAAAAGCUACCCUUGUCUGUGUUGGACUGGAGGGCAAAGCAGUCCUGCAGCAAUAAAGUGGCCAGUAAACUCCACCGGUCCAGUGAGUCUCUGGUCAGUUCUAGCUCUGCAUCUAUUGAAAACAACUGGCAGAUCAAUCUAGACGUUAAUGUGGGUCCAAGAAGCGGCUCACUGAUGUUGGCUGGUGCCCAUUCUAAAGUGGCUGAGUAUUCUAUGGAAAAGACCAAGAAGGACAAGUUCAGUUUCACAAGUCAAAGCAUAUCCUGUGAGUAUUACAGCUACAGAGUGAGCAACACCCCCAAACUGCACAAAGAGUUUAAAAAAGCGGUGAAACAGCUUCCCAAAGAGUACAGCUCUGAAUCCAAGCAACAAUUUUACAAUCUGAUUGACAACUUUGGCACACAUUACAUCACUAAGGUGAAGUUGGGGGGAAGUGUUGAAUCUGUGACCAGCAUCAGGCAGUGCCAGGCCAGCCUGGAGGGCCUCAGUGUGGAGGAGGUGCAGAUGUGCCUGGAGGCUGAGGCAUCUGCCACCUUUGUGGUUGAGGUAAAAGCUCAAAAUAAAUUCUGCAAAAGGGACGCUAACAAGAUGGAAAGUAAAUCAUCGUUCUCCAGCCACUUCGGUGACAGGUUCACAGAAAUAAAGGGAGGCCAUACCACAGAGCCUGAUCUUCUCUUCUCUGCUGACAAAGAUCCAUCAGCCUAUAAGGAAUGGCUUACCACACUCCCAGAGCACCCAGACAUCCUUUCAUAUUCCCUGAAGUCACUUCAUGAAUUAUUACCGCGUAACCCACCUCUCCAGAAGAACCUGCGCUCAGCCAUCAGCCAUUACAUCCUGGAGAAAGGCCUGUUGAGGAACUGCAGUGAAAGCUGUCGGGCCGGGAUCAAGAGCGGCUCGAAGGAUCCCUGUGUCUGUCAGUGCCACAACGAUCCAGCUGUUAACCAGAACUGCUGCCCGACCCGUGUGGGUAUGGCACAGGUCAUCAUAACCGUACAGCGGGCCACUGGUCUUUGGGGUGACCACACAACUUCCACAGAUGGUUACGUGAAAGUGUCCUUAGACACAAAGUUAGUGCAGCAGUCUCCUGUCAUUAACAACAACAACAACCCACACUGGGCCAUGGUGGUCCCCCUGGGUUCUCAGGAUCUGUCCUCACUCCCUAAGGUGAGAUUUGAAGUGUGGGACAGGGACAACCAAUGGGAUGACGACCUGUUGGGAGCAUGUGAGCAAGUUCUGUCUGCUGGUGUCAAGGAAGAAAUGUGUCAACUGCAGCACGGCUUGCUGUACUACAAAUGGGAGGUGAGAUGUGCCCCGAGCCUGAGUGGAAAUACAUGCACAGAGUAUAAGUCUUCACCUAUGAGUUCAAGCCUGAACAGCCUGUAUGUGUCCCGUCAUGCCCACCCAAUUCCAAAGGCCCUCCUGUUAAAGAUGGGUGUGUUUGUGGACAAAUCGAGUUCCCAGGGAAACCAGAGUCUUACAGCUAAGAGUCACAUGUUUGACGUGGUGUAAUCUGAGGCCAAUGUAGCAGCUGCAACUCAGUUGUGGAAAACGUUCCUAUUAUUAUGUCCAAUUUUGGCUCAGUAUGCUUUGCUUUUAAGCCUUCAACUAGCAGUUUCUAUGCAUGAACUGUUAAUGAAGCUACAUAGAUUAUUAAAAUGUAAUGUUAUAAAUGUAAAAAAUAACAAAUAAUAAAUAAAAGCUGUG
Molecule: messenger RNA, 1984 nt
Organism: Paralichthys olivaceus (Japanese flounder)
Lineage: Eukaryota; Metazoa; Chordata; Actinopteri; Pleuronectiformes; Paralichthyidae
Product: perforin-1
Biological process (GO): immunological synapse formation; T cell mediated cytotoxicity; defense response to virus
Cellular component (GO): membrane
Molecular function (GO): pore-forming activity; calcium ion binding; wide pore channel activity
Source: RefSeq, a predicted model, not a curated record